Eublepharis macularius is the source of this 1437-nucleotide messenger RNA. RefSeq names its product methyltransferase like 18 (gene METTL18). Gene Ontology annotation, molecular function: protein-L-histidine N-tele-methyltransferase activity. Gene Ontology annotation, biological process: peptidyl-histidine methylation, to form tele-methylhistidine. NCBI's taxonomy places the organism in Eukaryota, Metazoa, Chordata, Lepidosauria, Squamata, Eublepharidae. The record is from RefSeq and is a predicted model, not a curated record. The transcript is spliced from 2 exons. The coding region runs from base 282 to 1397 and encodes 371 amino acids.
UCUCAGGCGACUGUUGUCGAUGAGUGCUUCCUUGAGGAGCGGUGGGGUCUAGUUUACCCCGAGCUGGUUUCUUCUCUGGAGUGGCAAAUGGAGAGCUCAAGCCUCGUUCUCCCUGAGGAAUGCAAGUCCGUUUGGAUCUAAAAGGCAAUCUUAACAGAGCUGAUAGAAAAUAGAGAAGAGAGUUUUGAAGUAGGAACUGAACCCACAAACUGCCUUUCAGCAGAGUACAGUUCAUUCUUGUACCCGGGAGAUACUAAUUUUUGCAACUGUUUCACAAGAAAAUGGCUUUUCAGUUCAACUUCUGUAUAGAGAACAUGGCAGAAAGCAGACCACAGGCUCUUGAAGAUAGAAAGUCACAACAAGAAUUGGUACAGGAUUCUUUAAUCCUUCUGGACAAGCAGGAAAACCUGGUAGAAAAAAGAAAUAAUAUUUCCAGAAAUGAUAUUUCCUUGGAAGAAAAUACAUUUAACCAGGAACUUUUAUCAGAAAUGCCUGCUGAAGUGGCAGAUCACAGCUCUUUAAAUAAAAACAAUAUCACUUUGCCAGAGAAGUAUUCUUGCCCUGUAGCUGCCAAGGAGCAUAAUGUCCCUAAAGACGUCAGCAAAAUCUUGGAAAAUAAAGUUGUGGAGACACUACAAGGCCUGUGCCAUGCAACUAUUUCUGUAGUAAAGGCAGCACUCCCAGAUUACUCCCAUGGGGACAACAUACUGAUUAAAAGUAUUUCUUCUCAUUCAGACCUAAUCACAGGUGUCUAUGAAGGAGGUCUGAAAAUAUGGGAAUGCACGUUUGAUCUCAUGGACUACAUUUUAGAAGCUGAAGUUCAGUUUGCACGCAAGGUAGUUUUGGACCUGGGCUGUGGGGCUGGACUGCUGGGAAUCACUGCACUGAAGGGAAAUGCUGAAAAAGUCCACUUUCAGGACUAUAACAGCAUGGUAAUUGAAGAAAUAACUCUGCCUAAUGUACUAGUAAACUGUAUUUGUCAGAAUGAUGAUUCUGGGGGAAUUACUGAUUCUUCCCUACAAAAUCUCCAGGAAAGAGACUUCAAUCAAGACUUAAUUUUUAAGUGCAAGUUCUUUUCUGGGGAAUGGUCAGGAUUUUAUACGCUUUUACUAAAUAGCAAUAUACCCUUAGCAAAAUACGAUCUUAUACUCACCUCAGAAACUAUUUACAAUCCAGAUUAUUUUGAAGCUUUGCACGAUACACUUUCAAAAUUACUGAAAGCAACUGGCUGUAUAUAUUUGGCUAGCAAAGCACAUUAUUUUGGGUGUGGAGGUGGGGUUCUGUUAUUUACAACAUUUGUUGAAAAGAAAAAUGUGUUCAAGGCUAGAACUGUUAAAAUUAUUGACAAAGGGCUAAAGCGGUUCAUUAUUGAGCUCGUGUUUAAGAAUCCUGCCUAAAAGUGCAUUAAUAAAGAUGGUCAUUUUCUUGGCGAACUCA